Molecule: messenger RNA, 405 nt
Organism: Pochonia chlamydosporia 170
Lineage: Eukaryota; Fungi; Ascomycota; Sordariomycetes; Hypocreales; Clavicipitaceae
Exons: 1
Coding region: 1-405 (134 amino acids)
Source: RefSeq, a predicted model, not a curated record
AUGGGCAUUUUAUUGCCACCAGGACAGAGCCGUUAUGCAAACCCGCCAAGAAUGCUUGAAGUGUAUGCACUAUGCAGAAUCUGCAAGUAUCUCCAAUUCAACGUACUUGACAGCAAGGCACGCCUGAGUAAGGAUUUGGUCUAUGGGUUCUCGGAGUUUCCGGACGUAACAUUCGUCAGUUCGUCAGCCAAAGUCGUAUUAAUAGAAGUUGCAGCGCUAUGUGCAGCCGCCCCAAGUAGACCAGACUGCAACUACUUGGAGCGGCAUGUCAGCAAUGGAAUUCCUCCGGUUCAGUCGUGGCGGUUGCGCGCCAACAGAAGGCGGGGGAAGUACAGUAGCUCGGCUACGCUGGGAAGUUGGAACUGGGAACCUUGCUUAUGUGCGGAUACACGUAGGGCCAGGUGA